This is a messenger RNA of Colletotrichum destructivum, 667 nucleotides long. Its product is annotated as Putative cytochrome c oxidase subunit VIIc. The coding region runs from base 106 to 423 and encodes 105 amino acids. Gene Ontology annotation, biological process: mitochondrial electron transport, cytochrome c to oxygen. The transcript has 3 exons. The record is from RefSeq and is a predicted model, not a curated record. Lineage: Eukaryota; Fungi; Ascomycota; Sordariomycetes; Glomerellales; Glomerellaceae.
AUCGACCUCAGGCUUCAAUGUCACGUGUGCUUACAUAACGAACGACGACGUUGGAGAUUCUCUGGAGCUUUGCCCGGAUUGCACACUCUCAGACCACUCUUUUGCAUGACUUCAACACCACAACUACACCACUCUCUGUCCCAAUUGCGCUUCGCGAUCCCCUCAGAACAACCCGCCAAAAUGCUCGCUCGUGCCGCCGCCCGCGCGGUCCCCCAGACCCGUGCCGUUGUCGCUCGCCGCGGCUUCCAGACCACCCGCGCCCAGAUGUCCUCGCCGUACCACUACCCCGAGGGCCCCUACUCCAACCUCCCCUUUAACCCCAAGUCCAAGUGGUUCGCCCCUGGUUUCUGGACCUACGCUGCCGUUGGCUUCUUCGCCCCCUUUGGCAUCGCCGUCUGGCAAACCAAGAAGCCCAAGGCUUAAGGGCCAUGUCUGCGUUUUCCUUGAGUCGAUCGCAAGUGUACAGCAUGGAUUGGGUUGGAACGGAGGACGACUAUGUACAAAGCAGAAAUAGAGACUUUUCGUCCUCACCGACCGCUUACGAACGAAUCGCUCCUAGCGCAACCAUGCCGUAUAGAUAUUUUGACUGACGCUACGUUGUUACCAAGCCAUAAUCUUCAAAGAGUGUUGGAAAAUAUUGGUUGGUCUGAUGAAUCAGAUAAGCCAA